AUGUCCUCCCCGCUGCACUCGCCUGCCCGUAACCACUGUCAGCAGGUGUCUUGGAUCUGCUACGCAAAUGCAAAUGGCCAGCCAACUUCACUAUCAGCCAGCACAGGGAACUGCUGGCAAUGCUCUUCCAAGCUGUGGCCAGCUUGUUGCAGUAUAGCUCACUUCAGGUCAGGAUACUCCAGCAUGCUGGUGGUGGGGAGCUGCCAAGCCACAAGCUGUGCUUCCCCUGACAGGAGCAGCAAUAGGCAAGCUUCCCACUAUGAGCUUGGCCACAAGCUUGCCUCUGUGAUGUGCUCAAACAGCUCGAGAAAGGCUUCCAUGUUGUCCUGCAGCCCCAUCUUAACCAGCUGCACAGGAAUGCUGGCUGCAGGAGCAACCACUGGAGUACCUGCUGACUGGUCCAAGCUCUGCAUCUCCUGCUGGUCCUUUGCUUGGGCCUCAAGCAGGGCCUGGAAUCGCUGCACCUGCUUGGUGGAUCAUCUGAGCAACUCUUGCCUGGCAAAGGGAGAAAACUGCUAUAUUCUGGAAAACCCAGAGGAUCCUCUGCUGUCGAAAGAUGGAGAUGUGAUAAUUGGAGCUAUUUUUUCAGUACAUAGGUGUACACAAAUGCAAUCACUGGCAUAUACUAUAAAACCUCCAUCCUUAAUGUGCAUUAGAAUUAAUCUCAGACAGUUACGUUCCGCUCAGACCAUGACUUUUGCAAUUGAGGAAAUCAACAAAAGCAGCAGCUUGCUCCCAAAUAUUUCAGUUGGUUACAGAAUUUAUGACAAUUAUUUCUCAAGUUUGUUAUCUAUGAAGGCAGCCAUGGCAUUGAUGAAUGGUAUGGACAUAAGAGCAGAUGGUACAUGCUCUGGACAAGCAGAAGUACAAGCAAUCAUAGGGGAGUCAUCUUCUUCUCCUACGAUAACACUCACAAGAACAAUUAGACCCUUUAAGAUCCCAGUGAUAAGUCAUGCUGCCACAUGUGAAUGUUUGAGCAACAGAAAAGAGUACCCCUCUUUCUUCAGGACCAUAGCAAGUGACUACUACCAGAGUAGAGCACUGACAUAUUUGGUCAAGCACUUUGGCUGGUCUUGGGUGGGAACUGUGAACAGUGAUGAUGACUAUGGCAACAGUGGAAUGGCUAUUUUUCUGAAUGCAGCAAAAGAGGAGGGAAUAUGUGUUGAGUACUCUGUGAAGUUUGCUAGGUCAGAUACUGGGAAGAUAUUAAAACUGGCUGAUGUUAUUAGGAAAGGCACUGCCAAAGUAAUUAUUGCAUUUCUUACCUAUGCUGAAAUGAAGAUUCUAACAGACCAGCUUAUUCUAAAGAAUGUCACUGGCUACCAGAUGAUUGGUGUUGAGGCAUGGAUCUCUGCUGUCGAUCUAGUAACACCAGCAAGUUACAACAUAUUAGCAGGAGCCAUUGGUUUUGAUGUGGGAAAAUUGAACAUUGGUGGUUUUAUUGACUAUGCUCUCAAUGGAUUUUGGCAAACAGCACUCCCUUGUUUGAAUACAGAGGGAAACGUUUCUCAACAUGAAAAGGACUGCAGCAAAUAUGAAGAUAUGAUUCAAUUUAAAAACUACAGAAAGGAUUUAUCAGAACUGAGAUAUGCAAAUAAUGUCUACAAUGCAGUUUAUGCUGUAGCACAUUCUCUGCACAGCCUGUUGGGAUGCACAGAAAACCAGAGUUGUGAGAAAAGGAAAUUAAUAAAACCAUGGCAGGUUGUUGAAUCUCUAAAAAAGGUCAAUUUUACUAACAAAGUAGGGGAAGAAGUUUGGUUUGACAGCAAUGGAGCAACAGCUGCAAAAUAUGAUGUGGUCAACUGGCAACAGGGGCUCAAUGGAGAAGUGGUGUUUAAGACAGUGGGUUAUUUUGAUGCCUCUCUGCCAAGUGGACAACAGUUUGUCCUGAAUGUCAAAGACAUAGUGUGGGCUGGAGAGAAAACACAGAAGCCAAGAUCUGUGUGCAGUGAGAGCUGUCCUCCAGGAACCAGAAAAGCAGCACAGAAAGGAAGGCCUGUCUGCUGCUAUGACUGUAUACCAUGUGCAGAAGGAGAGAUCAGUAAUCAGACAGAUUCAGAUAACUGCGAGCAGUGUCCAGGAGAGUAUUGGUCUAAUACUGAGAGAGAUGAAUGUGUGUUAAAGGUCAUAGAGUUUCUUUCAUUUACUGAAGUUAUGGGGAUAGUACUGGUCCUUUUUUCUUUGGUUGGAGUUACAGUAACUGUUCUAGUCGCUAUUUUAUUUCUAUUAGAAAAGGACACUCCCAUUGUUAAGGCAAACAACUCAGAGCUGAGCUUCCUGCUGCUGUUCUCCCUGACUAUGUGUUUCCUCUGUUCACUUACUUUCAUUGGUCGACCCUCUCAGUGGUCCUGUAUGUUGCGCCACACAGCAUUUGGGAUCACCUUCGUCCUCUGCAUCUCCUGUGUUCUGGGGAAAACAAUUGUGGUAUUAGUGGCUUUCAGGGCUACACUUCCAGGCAAUAAUGUCAUGAAAUGGUUUGGGCCUCUACAGCAGAGACUCAGUGUACUUGCAUUUACAUUUAUACAAGUCCUGAUUUGUGUGCUUUGGUUAACAAUUUCUCCUCCUUUCCCCUAUAAGAACAUGAACUAUUACAAGGAAAAGAUCAUAUUAGAAUGUAACUUGGGCUCAGCUCUCGGUUUCUGUGCCGUGCUGGGUUAUAUAGGAGUUCUUGCUUCCAUCUGUUUUGUUUUGGCUUUUCUGGCUAGAAAGCUGCCAGAUAAUUUUAAUGAAGCUAAAUUCAUCACAUUCAGCUUACUCAUUUUCUGUGCAGUGUGGCUCACCUUUAUUCCAGCUUAUGUCAGCUCUCCUGGAAAAUUUACUGUAGCUGUGGAGAUAUUUGCAAUUUUGGCAUCCAGUUUUGCUCUACUAUUCUGUAUAUUUACACCUAAAUGUUACAUUAUUCUGUUCAAACCUGAACUAAAUACAAAGAAAAAUAUGAUGGGCAAAAUGGCCUCAAAAUCACCUUAA
Messenger RNA from Neoarius graeffei (lesser salmon catfish), 2967 nucleotides. RefSeq names its product extracellular calcium-sensing receptor-like. Gene Ontology annotation, biological process: G protein-coupled receptor signaling pathway. The transcript has 7 exons. Bases 1 to 2967 code for a protein of 988 amino acids. The record is from RefSeq and is a predicted model, not a curated record. Gene Ontology annotation, molecular function: G protein-coupled receptor activity. Gene Ontology annotation, cellular component: membrane. Lineage: Eukaryota; Metazoa; Chordata; Actinopteri; Siluriformes; Ariidae.